GAAGUGAGGAACACGUUAUUCUAUGACUCACUGCCAAAAAGUGGAAAUAAAGAACCCCUGGUUCAACACAUUGGUCAAAGGGUAAGUCUAAGGCAGAAAGCCCUCCACAAUGAGAAUGUGUCUCUUCUUUCUGGUCGGACUUGGGGAACCGGAGCACCCGGAGGAAACCCACGCAGGCACGGGAGGGCACGAAAGGGCCAUUAAUAGAAAUGCAAGACGAGAUUACGACAAAAGAGAGCACAAUGACAGCGCUAAGGAGGUUCGGCUGGUUUCUCUGUUUUUUGGCUUUGAGGAUCAACACUGCCCAUUCAGCCCCUGAUUUCUCUUUUUAUCUCCACAAUGUUCUGAAGAACCACACGGCCCAUGCUUGCGAAGGAGACACACUCACCAUUGAGUGUCCCGCCAGGACGUCUGUGGCCGUCUUAUCAGCCUUCUUUGGACGCCGCGUUCCUCAACACUAUUUGUGUCCCAGCCAGAAGACAAAUCUAACCGAGGACGUAGAGUGUUCUUCUCCGGUCGCUAUCAAGAAAGUGCUGGCAGAGUGUCAGGAUGAGCGGUCCUGUCAAAUUCCUGUGCUUGGCCCCGUGUUUGGGCAUGACCCCUGCCCAUUCACCAGCAAGUACCUUUUAGUGUACUACAAGUGCAGACCAGUGCACCACCGAACGAGACUGGUGUGUGAGAAUGAACGCUUGAGGCUGGCGUGCAAAAAUGACACCGUGCUGGCCAUCUACUCAGCCACCUUUGGACACCUGCUACAUGGAAGCCCACUUUGUCCUCAGGGAGGGGGUUCAUUGGUGGACAUGGAGUGUUUGUCGGCAUCCGCUCUGAGGAGGGUUUCUCGUCGAUGUCACGGUCGAGCAAACUGUUCAGUGCUGGUUGACACUCAAACCUUUGGGGACCCGUGUUUCCCCGACACCAGGAAACACCUGCGAGUGUCCUACACUUGUGUGCCCAGGUAUCUUUUGGAAAACGUCGGAAGAGGCAGAACAGAUCCUUUCAUGAUUUCAGACUACACACAUGGUGGAUGGUACACUGGCCCCACCUACAGGCCUCAAAAUGUGCUACUAACCAACUUUCUGGAGAUGGUAGAAAAAAUGUUGGGUGUGCCUGAGCGAGUGGCUCUGUAUUUCGUCUCCGGGAUCUGUGCCGGUCUGGUUUUCCUGCUCUGUCUCUUUGGAGUACGCUCCACAUUGGUGAAAGACGUGAAAGAACUUGUGUCAGAUCUGCACGAUGAGCUGAAAGCAUCGAGCAGAGAGCACAAGGACCUCACGGAAGACCUCUACGACAAUGACGAACUCUCGCUCUCAGAUGCUUCGUCGUUUCGUCGCCUCACUCAGUCGUACCGCAUGAGGGAUAUGCUCGCUCCCGCUACGCUGACCUUGGAAAUGAUGGCACAGGGUGCUGAACACACCACAGAGCUGCCCAAUGGAGAUAUUUGGCCACAUCCAAACACCAAUCCUUAUGCCAUUCACCAGAUUACUAAUUACAAUUAAUCUCAUUUUUAACCCGACAUAAGUACCCUAAUUUCAUUCGUUCAUCUUGAAAUUUGAUUACUUUUGCAUAGGAGCCUGCAGAAGACACAAUACUUCGUCCAGGUGCUACAUGGUUUGUGUGCACAGAGUUCCUGUAAAAACAUACUGUUGUACCUUACGGGUGGGAAUGUGGGGAUCUUAAAAAUGCAAAAGUGUCCUCGUCGUGUGUAAUCUUGGACAGUGGUAACAGUUCCAUGUUGGGAACUAUAAGCAGUCCUGACAGUUGUUUUUGCUUCCACCACAAUUGCACAGGUUCCAGCAAAAACAUUCUCCUAUUGGUGUUUGGGGGAAUUUUGAAAAUUCCUAGUCACAUAUUGUUGUUAAUCAUUUUCCAUCCAUUAUUAAUGUUUUUUUUUAUUAUGGACUGAAAUCGAGGACAAUUUACGGACUACCCACACCUACUUGGUGAAGGCAUAGUACUUUGAAUUAGUGUAAACUAAAUGGAUCAACAUGGUACCUAAAUACACGUAUGUGUUCCAUGUCCUCAAGCGCUUGUUCUCAUUCGGGUUGUGUGUGAAGGGAUCUAUGCCAAUUUGGUGAGAGGCGAGGUACACCACGAACUGCCACCACUUUCCGUCACUCCUGUUUGGCUUGAUACAACACUUUCUGCUUUAUUAUUAAGCACAGGACUACUCCAUACAAAAGGAGAAACCAAA
Molecule: messenger RNA, 2188 nt
Organism: Syngnathus acus (greater pipefish)
Lineage: Eukaryota; Metazoa; Chordata; Actinopteri; Syngnathiformes; Syngnathidae
Product: protein eva-1 homolog C
Exons: 9
Coding region: 210-1493 (427 amino acids)
Molecular function (GO): carbohydrate binding
Source: RefSeq, a predicted model, not a curated record